This is a messenger RNA of Dinoponera quadriceps, 830 nucleotides long. Its product is annotated as ATP-binding cassette sub-family G member 1-like. Gene Ontology annotation, cellular component: plasma membrane. Lineage: Eukaryota; Metazoa; Arthropoda; Insecta; Hymenoptera; Formicidae. The annotation marks the transcript as partial. The record is from RefSeq and is a predicted model, not a curated record. The transcript is spliced from 4 exons. Gene Ontology annotation, molecular function: ABC-type transporter activity.
AUUAUUUCCUUUCGAUGAGAGUAAGCUAAAUAAUGUUCUCUCGCACGUUAAUUUUUGAAACACAUUAUAAGCGUAAAUAUAUUGUUGAUUGAACUUUCUUUCAGUGGUUUGGAUGAACUGUCUUCUUCUCAAUGUAUCGAGCUUCUGCAAAAAUUGGCGCAUAAUGGACAUACUGUCAUAUGUUCGAUACACACCCCCAGCGCGAAAAUAUUUCAAAAAUUUGACCACGUCUACGUCAUCACUGCAGGACAAUGCAUUUACAGAGGCAGUGCGAGCAACCUAGUGACAUAUCUACAAAGCGUGGACAUAGAAUGUCCGAGACAUUACAAUCUCGCAGAUUUCGUGAUAGAAAUCUCAUCAGGCGAACAUGAUUUCGAUCUGACUGAACGAAUGAUCGCUUGUAUGGAAAUGAAAGCACCAAUUCUGCAGGUCUACCGCUCGAAACAGGAUUUCGAACUUGAGAGGAAAAAUUAUCCGAGACAAUUAUGUUUCGAUCAUUUCAGCAUACUAAUGCACAGAAUGAUGCUGCAGCUCUGUCGGAACAGGGACCAUCUGUACCUGAAGAUAUAUUUGUACGUUUUCUUGGGAUUCAUUAUUGGCGGAACUUUCAAUGACAUGGGUUACGACGGAUACAAGAGUAUCUACAAUUUGGGCUUUUGUUUUACGACUGUUUUGAUAUUCCUCUACAUACCUACGCUGCCCAUACUUCUGUGGUUUCCUGAAGUACUUGUACUCGUAGAGCGGGAAUGCUUUAAUGGAUGGUAUAAUAUUAGUUCUUAUUUCUUGGCGUUAACAAUAACAAAAAUAGCUGAACAGGUUAGUUCUCGAUG